GGACACGAGACUUCCUCUCGCAGCGCGCGCUAUAGUCACCGCUGUUAUUGGUCCUGAUGCCGUCGGUCCUGAUGCUGUCAGUUCUGCUACGUUAAGCUGCAAGACGAAGAGCUGCGACUAAAAGCAACAACAACAAUAAUAAUAAUAACACUAGCAGCAGCAGCAGCACAAGAUCAAGACGAGCAUCAGCUAAAACGAAGACAGAAGGCCAGCACAACGUUCGCAGAACCAACAACAGCAAUAGCCCUAGCAGAAGCAGGAACGGAAGAGAACGAAAGUGCGCGGAUGAGCUGGAGAAAAAAAUCAACGAAGACGAACACAACCACGAGUCGAACGUACAAAGACCACAGUUAAGAAGGCGAAAAAAAAUACAAUCACUCAGCUGCUCAGCCAGCCAUCGCCGUAACCGUGGUCGUCGUUUUCGUCCCCUUGUCACUGCGCGUAGCCAUCAACAACCAUCGAGCAGCAGAAAAAAGAACGCAGCGCCAGGAUGGCGACCCGGUGACUGGUGAGCCCGAUCGCGAGGAGCCACUGAGCGCAAAGAUGGCGGAACAGAGCCAAUGCCCGAGAAAGUCCGUGUACAUAGAUACGUGUAGAUAUGCGUACAUCUGUGUAUUAUCGCAAUGGCGAUAAGUUGACGACUACACUAAGCAGAGCGACUAUACGGGUACACCUAUUGCCCCUCAACUAAAGAUGUGCAUGGCUAAAUGCCUGUAGGAGGAAAGAUUGCCAGUGUUAUAUAGGAGAUUUAAAUACGAAGAAAGGCAACCUCGAGAGUACAAGACAUCAGCAUGAACAGAAAUGAUAAAAUCGAAUAAGUGUCCUGUACAUCUCUAAUUCCGGAUGCAUUGACCGCAAAUAUUUCUACUAUAGAAACUUACGCUGAACGUUCUCGAGGAGUAAUUCUCAAGGAUCGAUGCGGCGUUAUUCGACAUCCAGACAUGACGAUGUUAUACGGCGUUGACCGAUUCAUCGUUACUGCAACGCACCACACGGAUAGAGUGGUCUUUUUCAUUUAUGAGCAAGAGGAUGAUGCCAGUUUUAAGACCGACGCCCCGCUACCCCCCUAUCCAAAAUAUCCAAUAAUCUCCGAAAAAAACACCGCUGAGAUUCAUUUUCGUGAGGACAGCAGAGCCCGAAUAUCACUUUUCUACCGCAUUUUGAACAUUGGCGACUUCGGAAACGCUGAAAGUCUUCGGAGGCUGCUCUGUAGAGGGAGGGAAGGCCGGUGCCAGCCGCGUUCAAGACAGCGUUCUACAGACAUACAUUAUCUUCUGCUCACGUUUCCAACGGAUUUUAUGGGUGAGCACGACAACACGGUCCUACACUACAUCAGGCUUAAACAUGACAGUCAAACUUUGGCGAUUUUGGACAUUGAUCCGAAACGGAUUCGUAUCGGUGAUGGAGACGAACUACAUAUCAGUCGCUGCACCCAUAAUAGCAGUGGCUACUUCCAGGACGAGGAGAUAUUCUCCAUCAUUUCAACGAAUGACGAGGAGAAACGGCCUAAGGAACAGCGUACUAUAAGGUUUUACGGCGAUGAGAUGUGGGACCUCUGUGUGAGAUUCAUUGGACGUAUCAACAGGUUCUCUAAAUCGGAAUGGAUCCUUCCCACUCAACUUGUAAGACUCGAUGUUUGUGACGGAACAUCGGAUACAAUAAUUGUUCCAAGGAGACCAGACCCACGAGCGUAUCUCUUGCAGUGGCAUGAGAACAAGGAGAUCGUCAGCACAACGUCUAAAUUUUACUGCCGCAUUGACGUAAUGAAUAUAUCAUCGUCCGAAGGAGACUGGUUCCAGCUGGGCACAUCAAACGACCUGAAUACGAAGAGCAAUACCAUUUCACUCUCUGGCACGAUGGGACCGGAAAAUCAACAAACUAUAUGGCUGAAAGGUACUACUAUGACGAUACUGGUGACGCAACGUUUGAAAUGGAACAGUCAGGCGUUUACGCCAAACGCGUCCGAGGAAACUGAUUACUGUAGUAUUACCUCUCAGCUUGAAACACAAGAGCAAGCCGUCAACAUUACAUGCACUCAAAAAGGCGAAAAAGUACACAUUGAACCUGCUAAGGAGUUUUGGAAAGAAGCUGCGGUUUUCUGCGUCACCGUCGAUUACGCGUACCUGCACGAUGAGUGUGUAGCUGGCGAACAAUACAAUAGAAACAGUCUGCAGCCCGUCGAAAGGUGGACAGAUGUAAAAAGGUGUUUGCAGGACGUGUUCUUCAUCAGGGCGAGCAAUAAAUCCAGUAUUGCAAGACUAGAAAGCCCACUACAGGUGAGAUUUCCUGACGACAACCCCGUGGUCUUUUACAAUGACGAUGUGAUCAAGGUCCGCUUACUGAUUGCCGUGAUCGAUCAUCCUUCACGUGUAGACGGAACUGCGCUCGUGAACAAAAGCUUCAUUGUUGACAUUCUAGAACAACUCAACGAUGAAGACUUUCGCUCCGUUUGCAACAUUCGCAACGUCUCCAAGUUACCGUUCAAGCUGACGGACUGUUCUAAUGACAUACCUCUUCUACGCAACCUUCUGUUUUACGUACUAAUGAUAAUGUCGUUUUCGAUAUUAUUUCUCGUCGUUUGGAAAUACCAAGUCAACAGUGACCUGAAGCGGAGGAAACGGAAACCGUCCGAAGUAGCACCGAAAAAUGUCAAUACAGGACAAUAUAUGAUUAAUAAAGGCUUCGUUUCAACCGAGAAUGUAAGAACAUCCGCUGAUGUCGCACCUCAAUCCGGCGGCACAACGUUGUUGGCUGUUCCGUCCUCACAAACGGGUACUUGUCGUCUACCACUUGAAGUUCCUGGCGGUUUAGGGACCGAAUCAAGGAAAAAUCACUUCAAAAUCGAAGCUGUUCGAAGCGUCGAAAACUAUAAGAAAACGUCGCCCGCUAGAUAGGCUUCAGAACACAUUCUUCCGUAUCGUCUGAUGCAGAACCCAGUGGGCCGUUUUUAAGCACUUCGCCUCAGAGGACGGUCCCGUUAUACUGCUUACUUAGAGUAGUAUCAACGAACGUCUUAAACUUAGCCUUCGAAUGCUUAUAUCCUAAAAAGGUAGAGCCUCCAAUAAAUAGCAGUAACUGGUGGCAGGUAGUAAAUGAGGUCUUUUGCUCAUUUCACACUUACCCUCGACUACUCUAUUGUGGAAAGAAGGUCAUUCAUUAAUAAGCAUUCGGUUUGCUUUUUAAACAGCGUAGCUAUACUGCGAAAAAAGAAGGUUUUGCCACGAUUCUGUAUCUCAGAUUGAUUCACCGUGGACUCCUCGGUAGAUGCUUUCCCACAAAAUGCUAGUGCCGAGAGAGACGCAACGGGGAAAACUCUAUCGAUUAUAC
Messenger RNA from Varroa destructor (honeybee mite), 3327 nucleotides. RefSeq lists its product as uncharacterized. NCBI's taxonomy places the organism in Eukaryota, Metazoa, Arthropoda, Arachnida, Mesostigmata, Varroidae. The record is from RefSeq and is a predicted model, not a curated record.